AUGGAGGAAGACUCAGAUGCCCAGACCACCUCGAAGCAGGCUGUCAAGGUCCAUGUGAAGACAUGGAUCGUCGUUAUUUGCGUCAACUUUGCCUACUUCUCUCAACUCACAGCCGUCAUCGGUUCGGGCUUCCUAGCCCAACCGAUUGCCCAGCUUCUGGGCGGCGCCUCGCAGACCAUGUGGUUCAACCAAUCCAUCAACCUCCUCGGAAUUGCAAUCUGUCUGCCUGUGUCCCAGAUGGCUGAUUACUGGGGUAGAAGAUGGGUUCUCAUAGUGCUACUCACUAUCGGCUUCGCAGGUACCAUGGUGGUUGCCCGAGCCCAGAAUGUCGCAACCGUGAUUGCCGGGUUUGUCUUGAUUGGUAUCAGCUAUGGUGCCACGCCUGUCUUGUUUGCAGUACCGUCAGAGAUCCUCCCUCGGAGCCAACGCUCUAUUGCUCAGUCGACCAUCAAUAUGUCGUCCAGCAUCGGUGGGAUCCUUAGUUUGGUCAUGGGCGGACUACUACUUCGACAUAACCGCCUUGAAAACUAUAGGGUGUUUUUCUAUGUUGUGGCGGCCUUCUUUGGUCUCUCAUUCUUAGGAAUCCUGUUUUUUUAUUAUCCACCGCCAAGAGAAGAACAAGUCUCGCUUAAGCUGACCCAGAAGCUGCGGAGACUAGAUUGGGUCGGCUAUACGCUUUUCGCUCCUGGAUUGACCCUAUUUUCUAUCGCCCUUUCGUGGUCUAAGAAUCCAUACCCUUGGUCUGACGCACACAUCAUUGCUCCCUUCGUUCUGGGUAUGGUUUUGAUUAUCGGUUUUAUUCUCUACGAGUGGCUGGUCAAAAAGGAUGGUAUCUUUAAUCACGCCGUUUUCACCCACCGCAAUAUAGUUAUCUCGCUCCUAGCUGUGUGGAUUGACGGGGUUUCCUUCUAUACCGCUAAUACUUAUUUCGCGCAGCAGUUCGGCAUGUUUACUGGAAAUGAUAUGUUAAUCUCUGGCAUCGCAUUCGGCAUGUUUUUCAUAGUUGGUGGUCUAGCCACCAUCAUCUUCGGCUGGGCAUCAACCAAGUACCGGAUUGUUCGCAUGCCUGGCAUCCUCUGUUUAGCCCUAAUAGUCCUAUUCAACGUUCUCAUGGCGACGACCACACCCUCGACGCCUGAGGCAAACUAUUGGGGCUAUGCCGUCUUUGCUGGUCUUGGCCUCGGAGGUACCAUACCAACCUUCAUGGUCGCUGCACAAUUGACCACGCCGCCAGAAUUGAUCUCUCUGGUAUCCGGGCUUGUCAGCGUCGCUCGACCAAUCGGCGGCGUCGUUGGCCUAGCCAUCAACAACGCCAUCUUCCACGACAGCCUUUCCACGGAGCUACGCAAGAAAAUCUCAGCAGCAGUCAUUCCUCUUGGCUUUUCGGCUUCAUAUAUGGAUGCUCUGAUUUCAGCUGUGACAGGUGGCGACGAUGGAGCACUCUCCGAGAUCUCUGGUGUGACACCCGACAUCAUCGCUGCAGCCCAAGGUGGUCAGAUGAAGGCCUACGGAAUUGCGUUCAGAAACUGCUGGAUUGCGGCCGCCUUCGCCUUUUGGGCUAUAGACCCUCGCUCAGAGUUCAAGGAACAUAUCGACGCCCCCGUUGAAGUUGAAGUUGCAGAAGAGCAGAAGCGAUUGGAGGCUCUUCAAGUGGAGAAUGUAAAGGAUAAGUUGAAAGGUGGCAAGGCUUGA
Messenger RNA from Fusarium falciforme, 1692 nucleotides. Its product is annotated as MFS domain-containing protein. The coding region runs from base 1 to 1692 and encodes 563 amino acids. Gene Ontology annotation, molecular function: transmembrane transporter activity. The transcript is spliced from 4 exons. Lineage: Eukaryota; Fungi; Ascomycota; Sordariomycetes; Hypocreales; Nectriaceae. The record is from RefSeq and is a predicted model, not a curated record. Gene Ontology annotation, biological process: transmembrane transport.